GCAGUUUGUUAGUGUGUGUGCCUUCUUCAUUUGAAGAUUUGGGAUCCGAUUCGGGGAUUGCAGUUUUGUAAUGAGUUGGAAAAGUGGUGAUUGUGUGCGAAGAGUAAUUGUCUUGGAACAGUUGAGCACGAAUUGUUGAUUUUUUUCGAAUGGUGUUUUUCUUUUCGUGUUUGAUCUCGGGAUUCGGUGCUGCUGAAUGAGUUCCUUCGACAGCGACUUUGUCUAGAGGCUCUGGACGCACAGUUAUUGGAGAUUUCGAAUGGGCUGGAUGCUUGCUGUAUUUUUGAUCGAGAGUUCCGUCGAAGACACGGCUUCUGGUGUUUUUUAAAUCCCGAACCCUAAACCCUGUGUUGUGUGCCCCGUGCGUGAACGAUUCACUAGGAAUUGAAGGAUGGGAGAAUAGAGGAGAAGAUAGCUGCGAGGAUAACUGCAGAACGAGUGGUGACGUGGUAGUGUCGUCGUCAUGGAGGCGGUACCGCACAGCCAGGCGGAGCAGGUGGCUAGUUCCGCAAGCUCAGCUUCUGUUUUGGCUAGCGACGGAAAUCGAACUGAAGCAGGAGAAGCAGGAGGAGAAGGGGAGAGGAUUCUGGCGAAAGAGGAGAAAAUACUGGACCUGACUAGCUUCCAGCUGCACGAUUUGACGGACGUGGAUUUGCCUUCCUUUCUCGAGGAAUUGGAUUUAACAGCCAAUCGGCUCACUAGCAUUGACCCUCGAAUUUCCAAUCUUUCGCACCUUCAGAAAUUGAGCUUUGAACAGAAUUUGCUCGCCGAUAGUGCGUUGACUGAGUUCAAUCAGUUUACAACGCUAAAAGGUUUGAAGGAGCUAGUGCUGCGCGACAAUAAACUGCUCAAAAUACCAGGAUUGAGCACCUUUGUGGAAUUAUUAUUGUUGGAUGUUUCCUUCAAUAAAGUUUCGUCCAUGAAUGGCUUGUCUGAUGUGUCCUCGUCUUUAACUGAGCUUUAUUUGUCGAAUAAUGAAAUUGAAAAAAUUGUAGAGAUGGAGCAUUUAACGAAUCUUCGGGUUCUUGAGCUCGGCUCCAACAAGAUUCGGGUUAUGGAACGUCUUGAUCAGCUAAAAGAGUUACAACAGCUGUGGCUGGGGCGCAAUCGCAUUCAGAGUGUCAACUUGUGUGGGUUGACUGGAUUGUUAAAGAUUAGUGUGCAGAACAACCGCCUGACUUCAAUGGCAGCAUUCCAGGACUGUGUGAAUUUGACAGAAUUAUAUUUGAGCCAUAAUCACAUUUCCGUAAUGGAAGGACUCUCUACGCUCCAGAAUCUUCGUGUGCUGGAUUUAUCGUCAAACAAAAUUACAGAAAUUUCCAAUCUUGAAGAGCUCAUCAGGCUGGAAGACCUGUGGCUAAACGACAACAGUAUUUCUUCAUUGGAUGACAUUGAAAUGAAGUUGGCAGGGUGUAAAAACUCUCUAACCACAAUCUACCUGGAGCGAAACCCCUGUGCCCUUGAUCCCAAGUACAUGCGCACAAUGAGAGCCAUUCUUCCCAAGCUGCAGCAGUUGGACUCCCACUUGCUUCUACACUAGAACGUCACAAGUUAAGCAUCUUUUGCAAAGGUUUCUUCGUCGCCUAAACGAUUUAGGUCAAGAUUGACACCUGAGUAAUAUUACUUCGGUAGGUCAGCCUGUGAUUCAUGCAGCUUCGAAUAUCGCACUAAUUACAUUAUUCGUGUACCAUGUAUCAGGCUUGAGAUUAUUAACUCUUCUGUGUUGGAAUUUAUAAGAAUUUGGUUGAAUAAUAAUUAGGAUGAAACAGAUAUUGGUAGUGCUGUAAUAUCAGGUCAUUGUGAUGUCGCACAGAGCAGGAUCUCAUACAUGUCAAUAUCAAGUGACAGAUUUUCAUCAUGGGAUUUACCAUGGUCUAUCAAAGGGGGAUAGUAUGGCCUUUGAAUCUGCUUCUUAUUAAAAAGCAUGUUGUAAUGAAGUGCCAGGACCUAUUUGAGAUGCUGCUCUGAAGGGCCCUUCCCCCCGCUACCACUUCAUGCACCCAAGGCUACUCACACAGUUAACUGCUGACAGCGGACUGUGUCCAUUUUUUUAAUUAUAUAAACACGCUAUUGUGCCUGUGUGAUUUAAA
Messenger RNA from Physcomitrium patens, 2090 nucleotides. RefSeq names its product protein phosphatase 1 regulatory inhibitor subunit PPP1R7 homolog. The record is from RefSeq and is a predicted model, not a curated record. Gene Ontology annotation, molecular function: protein binding. Lineage: Eukaryota; Viridiplantae; Streptophyta; Bryopsida; Funariales; Funariaceae.